AAAGGGAAGCGGUGUGGGGCUGCGGGGCCAGCGGGGAUCCGGCCAUGGAGGCGGCGGGGGCGCUGGCGGCGGGGGCGGCGCUGCUGCUGGGGCUCUACGGGCUCCUCUACUACUACUUGGUGGCGGCCACCUGGUGCCGCAACGCGGUCAGCCUGCGGGGCAAGACGGUGCUCAUCACAGGUGGAAAUGCAGGGAUCGGGAAGGCCACAGCAGUGGAUCUGGCCCGGAGAGGUGCCCGGGUCAUUCUGGCAUGCCGUGACAAAGCGAGAGGAGAAUCGGCCGUGUACGACAUUAGACGGGAAAGUGGGAACUCGGAGGUGAUCCCGAUGAUCCUGGAUCUGGGCAGCCUGAGCUCCGUGAGAGCUUUUGCGCAGACCUUCUUGGAAUCGGAGCCCCGUCUGGACAUCCUCAUCAACAAUGCAGGGGUCUUCCAGGCUGGCCAAACGGCUGAUGGCUUUGACCAGGCCUUCCAGGUCAACCACUUGGGCCAUUUCCUGCUGACCCACCUGCUCCUGGACCGGCUGAAGCGCUGCGCCCCGAGCCGGGUUAUAAUUCUGACCUCAAGUAUUCAUGUCUUCGGGAAGAUUGACUUUCGGACCAUCCACAAGCCGGUGGAGGGAAUGUGGAAAGCUCUACAUUCGUAUUGCAACAGCAAACUAGCCAACAUUCUCCACGCGAGAGAGUUGGCCAACCGGCUGGAAGGAACCGAUGUUGCCUGCUACGCGGUUCAUCCAGGAGCUGUUAGAUCUGAAAUUGGUCGCUCCUUUCCAUGGUGGUUGCAUCGGUCGCUUUCAUUCAUGAACCUGUUCAGCCGAGAUUGUGACGCAGGUGCCCAGACCUCCAUCUACUGCUCCACCGAGGAGGGCAUCGAGAGGCUGAGUGGGCGGUAUUUCAUGGACUGCCGGCUCUCGGAGCCUUGGCCACAGGCCUGCGAUGACCAGCUGGCCAAGAAGCUCUGGGAAUUCAGUGAGAGGCUGCUGGGACUGACCACUUAAGAUGGGAAAGUUACUGCAGUUUGCAGUAACUGAAAGCGCGAGUCCGAUUAAACUGGGAGAUGAAACUGCAGGGAAUCUGGAAGCUACCCAGAGGUUGUGUUUGAUGUGGAAAUUGAAGGGUUGAAUUUCCAAGAAGUUUAAAAAUUGGAAAGCAUUGUGGGAUGUGUCACGGUGAGUUGCCCAGUGUUGCCCAAAGACUCUCAUUUGUGAAUAAAGACUGUUCCUGCCCUGUUUUAAAAGGGGCACGUUUUA
Molecule: messenger RNA, 1247 nt
Organism: Ahaetulla prasina
Lineage: Eukaryota; Metazoa; Chordata; Lepidosauria; Squamata; Colubridae
Product: dehydrogenase/reductase SDR family member 13-like
Exons: 5
Coding region: 45-995 (316 amino acids)
Source: RefSeq, a predicted model, not a curated record